Messenger RNA from Chinchilla lanigera (long-tailed chinchilla), 7099 nucleotides. RefSeq names its product sodium channel, voltage gated, type VII alpha subunit (gene Scn7a). Lineage: Eukaryota; Metazoa; Chordata; Mammalia; Rodentia; Chinchillidae. The record is from RefSeq and is a predicted model, not a curated record. Gene Ontology annotation, cellular component: plasma membrane; axon; voltage-gated sodium channel complex. The transcript has 25 exons. Bases 306 to 5342 code for a protein of 1678 amino acids. Gene Ontology annotation, biological process: membrane depolarization during action potential; sodium ion transmembrane transport; neuronal action potential. Gene Ontology annotation, molecular function: voltage-gated sodium channel activity.
GCUACACUGGGCACCUAGGCAGGAAAGGUCUUUGGGUCAGCGGCUGGGGAGCCGCUCCAGGGACGCCUUCCCUAGCCUGCAGCUCAGUGGGGCCGGUGUGAAGCAGAUCGCAUCACCGCCCAGGUGGAGGCAGCUGCUGCGGGCACAUGCCCGCCUAGCAACGUCUAAACAGCCAGAGUAGAGGAAGCCAGAGGUCCGUGAAGAAACGGAAGCUCCGGAGGACAGGGCUCCAGGAGCUUUGCUUCUUGGGGUCCCCUCAAGUCCUGGUGGAGACCUUUCACUGGGUAGCAAAUACAAGACUGGCAAUGAUGGCUUCCCCAGAACUGAAGGGUCUUGCUCCCUUCAGCAGGAAAUCUCUGGAACUUAUAAAGCAGCACAUCGCUAAGAAGCACAGUGAGGAAAAUGAAGAGGGUGAUGUAAAGCCGAAUCCUGACUUGGAUGUUGGCAGAAAGCUCCCCCUUACUUAUGGAACCCUUUCUGGGGGGAUGGUGUCGGAGCCCUUGGAAGAUGUAGACCCAUACUACUACAACAAAAAGACUUUCAUGGUAUUGAAUAAAAAUAGAACCAUCUUCAGAUUCAAUGCUACCUCCAUUUUUUGUACAUUAUCUCCCUUCAGUACUAUUAGAGGAACAACUAUCAAAGUAUUGGUACACCCUCUUUUCCAACUGUCAAUCUUAAUUGGUGUGCUCACUGAUUGCAUACUCAUGACCAUGAUUAAUUUGCCAGAAUGGGGACCAACAGCAGAGCACACUUUGCUUGGAAUUUAUACAUUUGAGAUACUUGUAAAAAUCAUUGCAAGAGGUAUCUUGGCUGGACCUUUUUCUUUCUUUGGGGAUCCAUGGAACGGGCUUGAUUUCAGUGUGACUUUGUUCGAGGUUGUAACAAGGUUCUCACCUCUAAACUUAACUUACAUGCUUCAAAUUAUAAGAACUUUGAGAAUUUUGAAAAUUAUUCCUUUAAACCAAGGUCUGAAGUCACUGGUAGGGAUUCUGAUCCAUUACCUGAAGAAACUUACUGGUGCCAUUGCCCUAACUCUGUUUUUUCUGAGCAUAUUUUCUCUAAUUGGGAUGGGACUCUUUAUGGGCAACCUGAAGCACAAAUGUUUGUGGUGGCCCCAGGAAAAUGAAAAUGAAACCUUAUACAACAGAACUGGAAACCUGCAUUAUACUGAAGAAACAGAAAACUUUUAUUAUUUGGAAGGAGAAGUAGAUGCUCUACUUUGUGGCAACAGAACUGAUGCCAGUCAGUGUCCUGAAGGAUAUGUGUGUGUAAAAGCUGGCAAAAAUCCUGAUCAUGGCUCCUCAAAUUUUGACAAUUUUGGGUGGGCCUUCCUUGCCCUAUUUCGAUUAAUGGCUCAGGAUUACCCUGAAGCACUUUAUCACCAGAUUCUUUAUGCAUCUGGGAAGAUCUACAUGAUAUUUUUUGUUGUGGUCACUUUUUGGUUUGCCUUUUAUAUGGCAAGUUUGUUUUUAGGAAUAAUUUUUAUGGCCUAUGAAGAAGAUAAACGGACAGCUUCUGAAAAAACUGAGAUUGAACCAAAAUUUCAACAGACUAUAAGAGCACUUCAAGAUGGAAAUGAAGUAGCUGAGAACAAAAGCACACAAAUAGAAAUGAAGAAAAGAUCACCAGCUUCCGUGAGCACUUCUGUGGAUAUGUUGGAAGAGUCUACUUUUGGACAUAAAGAGCUUAAAAAUUCCAGGAAGAAAUGCCCAUUGUGUUGGUAUAGGACUGCAAAAACUUUCUUGAUCUGGGAUUGUUCUCCCUAUUGGCUAAAAUUGAAAGACUUUGUCCAUAGGAUUAUAAUGGACCCAUUUACUGAUCUUUUCCUUACCAUAUGCAUAAUUUUAAACAUAUUUAUUCUGGCCAUGGAGCAUUACCCAAUGAGUGAAGACACUUGGUCUCUUCUCAACAUUGGCAACAUGAUUUUUGUUGGAAUUUUUACAGCAGAAAUGAUUCUUAAAAUAAUUGCCAUGCACCCAUAUCAAUAUUUCCAAGUAGGAUGGAACAUUUUUGACAGCAUUAUUGUGUUUCUUGGCGUGGCAGAAUUUUAUCUAACAAAUAUUGAAGGACUGGGUCUUUUUCGACACCUGAGGAUAUUGCGAAUUUUCAAGUUGGGGAAAUAUUGGCCAACGUUUAGGAGGCUGAUGCUCACUCUUCGUAACUCACUAAGGGCCUUGAAAGAUGGGAUCCUGCUACUGUUCACGUUCGUCUUCUUUUCCACUGUGUUUGGCAUGAAGCUGUUUGGUGAGAGAUACAAAGAAUGUGUCUGUCAUGUAGACAAAGACUGUCAGCUCCCACGCUGGCACAUGCAUGACUUCUUCCAUUCCUACCUGUUUGUGUUCCGGAUUCUUUGUGGAGAAUGGAUAGAGACCUUGUGGGAAUGCAUGGAAGUAGUAGGUCAAUCUUCAUGCAUUUGUUUUUACAUGAUGGUCAUUUUGAUUGGAAACUUGUUGAUCCUUUACCUGUUUGUGGGAUUUGUGAGCUCAUUUCAUUCCUAUAAAGAUGCAACAACUGAAGAGAACAAUGAAGCAAUAAAUGUUCAACUUGCAGUGACGAGAAUUAAGAAAGGGAUAAACUAUGUGCUUCUUACAAUAUUGUGCAGAAAGCAAAAUGCUCCAAAGAAAACCGUGGACCACGUAAAUGAUACAUAUGUUAAAGAGAAUGCUUCAGAUCAUACACUUUCUGAACUGAGCAACAUUCAGGAUUUCCCCAGAGACAAGGGGAAAAGCAGCGACACAGAGAAAAACACAAUGACUGAAAAUGAGAGUCAGUCACUUAUCCCCAGUCCCAGUGUCUCCGAGACUGUACCAAUCGCUUCAGGAGAAUCUGACAUAGAAAAUCUAGAUAACAAGGAAUUUAUGAGCAAGUUAGGCCAUGGAGACAGCAAAGGGAAAAUAAAACAAUCUAGCUCAUCUGAAUGCAGCACAGUUGAUAUUGCUCUCUCUGAAGAAGAAAUAGUGGAUGAACAUGAAAAGUCAAAGCAUCUAAUAACUGAUCGUAGGAGAUCCUCACCUAGUCAAAUGAGUAAAGAACACAAGAAAGGCAAAAUUUGGCAGAAUAUAAGGAAAACUUGCUGUAAAAUAGUGGAAAACAGCUGGUUUAAGUGUUUCAUUGGCCUUGUCACUCUGCUCAGCACUGGAGCUCUGGCUUUUGAAGAUAUAUAUAUCGAUCAGCGGAAGACUAUUAAAAUCUUAUUAGAAUAUGCUGACAUGAUCUUCACUUACAUCUUCAUUCUGGAAAUGCUUCUCAAGUGGAUGGCAUACGGCUUUAAAGCCUAUUUCUCUAAUGGCUGGUACAGGCUGGACUUCAUGGUUGUUAUUGUGUUUUGUCUUAGCCUAAUAGGCAAAACUCGAGAAGAUCUAAAGCCACUCACUUCCAUUAAAUUCCUUCGGGCCCUCAGAGUUCUAUCUCAGUUUGAAAGAAUGAAGGUGGUUGUGAGAACUUUGAUAAAAACAACUCUACCCGCUUUGAGUGUGUUUCUGGUCUGCUUUAUGAUCUGGCUGAGUUUUAGCAUCAUGGGAGUCCACUUAUUUGCUGGCAAGUUCUAUGCAUGCAUUGAUCAACUAAAUGGAGAGAGGUUUUCCAUGUCUGAAGUACUGAACAGAAGUCAGUGUGAAAGCCUUAUGUAUAAUGAAUCAUUAUCAUGGAAGAAUGCACAGUUGAACUUUGACAAUGUUGGAAAUGGUUUCCUUGCUCUGCUUCAAGUUGCAACAUUCAAUGGAUGGACUGAUAUUGUAUACUCAGCAAUUGAUUCUGUUGGUGUAGAAAUGCAGCCUCAUUUUGAGAGCAACCUCUACAUGUAUUUUUAUUUUAUCAACUUUGUUAUCUUUGGAUUAUUUCUCCCUCUGAGUAUGCUGAUUGGUGUUAUUAUUACUAAUUUCAACAAGCAUAAAAUAAAGCAGGGAGGCUCCAAUAUGUUUAUAACUGCAAAACAAAAGAAACAAUAUCGUGGGCUAAAGAGGCUGAUGUAUGAUGACUCGCAAAAACCAGCACCUCAUCCAGGAAACAAGUUCCAAGGCUUCAUUUUUGACUUGGUAACAAAUCAAGUUUUUAAUGUUAGCAUCAUGGUGCUUAUCUGUUGCCAAGCAAUAGCCAUGAUGAUAGAAAAUGAUGAGCAGAGUCUGCAAGUGGACACUGCACUCCACUGGGUUAACUCUGCCUUUGUGGUCCUAUACACUGUAGAGUGUAUACUGAAGCUCAUCGCCUUCCACUGUUACUAUUUUACCACUGUAUGGAACAUUUUGGAUUUUAUGGUGGUAAUUUUCUCCAUUACAGGGCUAUUUCUGCCUAUGACAGUGGGAUACUACUUGGUGUCCCCCUCGCUUGUGCAACUGAUACUUCUCUCUCGCGUCAUCCACAUCCUGCGCCUUGGGAAGGGACCAAAGGUGUUCCAUGACCUGAUGCUCCCUUUGAUGCUGUCCCUCCCAGCACUGUUGAACAUCAGUCUUCUCAUCUUCCUGGUCAUGUUCAUCUACGCCAUCUUUGGAAUGUACAACUUUGCCUAUGUUAAAAAAGAAGCUGGAAUUAAUGACGUGUCCAACUUUGAAACCUUUGGCAGUAGUAUGAUUUGUCUUUUUCAAGUUACAAUAUUUGCAGGUUGGGAUGGGUUGCUCAGUGCAAUUUUCAAUGGUAAAUGGUCUGACUGUGAUCCUGAUAAAAUUAACCCUGGGACUCAGGUUAGAGGAGAUUGUGGUAACCCUUCUGUUGGGAUUUUCUACUUUGUCAGUUACAUUUUCAUAAUAUGGCUGAUCAUUGUUAAUAUGUAUAUUGUUGUGAUAACAGAAUUUUUAAGUAUUGUUUCUAAGAAAAAAACUAGGAGCUUGAGUGAAGAUGAUUUUAGGAAGUUCUUUCAGGUAUGGGAGAGGUUUGAUCCUGACAGGACUCAAUACAUAGACUCCAGCAAGCUUUCGGAUUUCGCAGCUGCUCUUGAUCCUCCUCUUUUCAUGGCAAAACCAAACAAGGGACAGCUUGUAGCUAUGGACCUUCCCAUGGCUGUUGGAGACAGAAUUCAUUGCCUUGAUAUCUUACUGGCUUUUACAAAACGAGUUGUGGGAAAAGAUACAGGGAUGGAGAAAAUCCUCUCAGAGAUAGAAUCAGCAUUUGUAUUAGCCAACCCUUUUAAAAUCACAUAUGAACCAAUCACAACUACUUUGAAACGAAAACAAGAGACAGUUUCAGCGACCAUCAUUCAACGUGCUUAUAAAAAUUACCGCUUGAGACAAAAUGACAAAAAUACAUCAGAUAUUUCAAUAAUGGAUGAUAACCAGGAUGUCCAGACUACUAAGGAAGGUGUCUGUCUUGACAAAGCUAAGGAAAAGCCAGCUAUUCAAAGUCAGAUCUAAUCCCACUUGUGACUUACUUAUUUUCUUCAUGGACCCCAGGGCUUUAAAAGCUUAAGCAACAAACAACAGUCAGAGGAGAGUACAGAUAUGAUCAGUUCCUUACAACCAAUGAAAAUUAAGCUUGUAUUCAUUCAUAAGUCUCCAUGCCAAACUCAAUCUUAUAACCUUAUAUGUUCAGCCUAACCAAUCUACUGGGAAAGAUAAUGCAUUAAUUUUGCUGCGGUUAGUAAAGUUGAAUCUGCUACUUGGAAAUCUAAUACUUGUUUUUCUCUCUGGCUUAUUUGACGUGAGCUUAUUCUGAAGGAUAAGGGGAAGGGUAGUGAAGAUUAUCCUCUUGUUCCUCCUUCUCCUCUUUGUCCUGCUUCUGCUCAUCUUUUUUCUUAUAUUUUUUUCCUGGUGGUAGAAAUUAAAUUUCAUUGUCCAUGGGCUCCUAGAUCCUCAUCUCUUUGGCUAGUUCUACAUAUGCUCCAAAUCUACAACAUCAUGGCUGUGGAUUCAUACAGUAAGAAGCAUAAAUAAAACAGCCAGCUAUGGCCUACAUUUUCCUUAUAUUCUUCUCAUUUACACUCAUUAAAAAUGUAUGCAUUUACUAGAAUUACAUAAUAGAUAAUAUGUCAGUAGACUUAAUCCUUACCUUACUAUAAAACUUAUGUAUUUUUACCAUGUAUUUAUAAUACAUCAUUGAGUAUAUAAGCUCUGAGAAGUGCAUGUCAUAAUGAAUUAGCAGAUGGAGAGCUACUAGAAUGUCCAAGGAUUUUCACAGUAUCUUGACCUUAAAUUGGGAACAGGUAGCCACUUCAAAGUGUUUUUCACUGAACUUUAGCUGCUUAUAACUUAUAGACAAAAAUGAUCUUUCAAACUGUAAAGACCAAAUUAGGAGGUGAAGGUAUAACUUCUUGUUUUAGAAAUAAAUCCUAGGUAGUUUUUACUUAUUCAUUUACCUUUCCUGGCUUUUUUAUUAUAUCUCAUCAUAUAUAAGAACUAUGUAUAAUGCUUUAUAGUUGAGAAACUUUAAAACUCUAAACCUUAGUUUGAACUAAUGAAAUUAUUUUUAAAUUACCCACAAAUAGUUGUUUUUAGAUUUAUUGACAAAAGUAACAUCACUUAUAUCCAUGUAGUUUGAGAUUCUAAUAUUUGCUGCAUUUGUAUGAAAAUUGAUUUCAGUGUGCCUACAAAAGCCCUCAAGGAAUAAAAUAUUAAAUGUAUACUGUUUACUUAAAUGACAAAUUGAAAAUACAUUGUAUGACAUCCAAUAUCACUUACAUAUUGGUAAAUGUAUUUUAUUAUGAAUGCAUGAUUUUGAGCCUUAAGUAUUGCAAUCUAUUUUUGAAUCUCAGAAAUACAAUAACCAUACCAAGAUGCCUUUGGGGAAUCCCCUAAAUAAAUGUAAUUUCAGAGUUCUGUUUUUUUUCCGAUAAAUGCUCCUUUCUUAAUCUUCUUAUUCUCCUUCAUGUAAUGAAGACAGAAAGAUUCAGUGUUAAUUUAGUGAUGUGGUGAAAGCUGGUGCUUUGCCUACAUUUGCAAGUUUUGUAUUUCUUGGGAAUGGUUUAGUAUGGAAAUUGCUUCAGAUAAUGAUACUAAUUCAUAACAUGCUUCUAUAAUUCCACAGAGACUUCAUAUUGAUUUUCUUGAAAACUAUUGGCUUUAAUUGUAAAAUGUAUCUGUCACCUUUAAAAACCUGUACAAAAAUUAUUUUUAACAAAAUAAUAUAAUAUAUUCUACUUUUUAGAUACUAUGGAAAAUAAUAAAUACAGUAU